GUUCGUGACAAAAGACCCCUUAGGUUCGUUCACCUGGAGCAGGCCAGACAGCAAAACAGCGCACUAUAAUAGUCAACACAAACCGAAUCCACCAAAAGGUCAAAAGCACACAUGGGGGACCCGAAUCCAACACAGCGAUGAAUCACCAUUUUUCCAUCCUCAUAAUCUCAACAAUUUAAUCCUCCUUUCCCUUUGUUACACCCAAAACACCAUUGAAUUUUUUUCUUAAUUUUGCAGUAGUAUUUUUCUUCUUCUUCUUCGAUCCCCUUUUCUUUCAACUUUUAUAUUAUUAGCACAGUUAAUUAACCGUUCCUAGGCGGUCUUUUUGGUCAAUUUGAUAGCAGUUUCAUCAUCAUAAUUUGUUGAAUUUACUGCCCCUUUUUGUUGUUUUGAAGAAAAGUUCAGUCUUUUUCUUUGAUUUUGUAUGUGGGAUUUGUGAUUUUUCUUUUCUUCGAUCCCCUUUUCGUUCAACUUCAUAUUGUAGCAGUUAAUUAGCCGUUCCUAGGGGGUCUUUCUGGUCAAUUUGAUAGCAGUUUCAUCAUCAUAAUUUGUUUAAUUUAGUGCCCAUUUUGGUUGAUUUGAAGAAAAAUUCAGUCUUUUUCUUUGAUUUUGUAUGUAGGAUUUGUGAUUUUUCUGUUCUUCGAUCCCCUUUUCGUUCAACCUUAUAUUAUAUAGCAGUUAAUUAACCGUUCAGUUUCGAAUUUCAUCGCUGAAUUUGGUCUUUUUGGUCAAUUUGAUAGCAGUUUCAGCAUCAUAAUUUGUUGAAUUUAGUGCUCCUUUUGGUUAAUUUGAAGAAAAGUUCAAUCUUUUGGUUAAUUUGAAGAAAAGUUCAAUCUACUUCUUUGAUUUUGUAUGCGGGGGUUUGUGUUUUCUGUUGUUCGAUUGCUCUUUUGGUCAAUUUGAUAGCAGUUUUAGCAUCAUUGUCUCUUGAAUUUACUGGUCCUUUUGGUUUGAUAGACGAAAAAGAUUGAAUUUUUACUUUGAUUUUGUACGUGUGUUGUUGCUUUCGUGCUUAUUUUUCCUCUUUUUGGUAACAACUUGUAGCAAUUAAUUGACUGCAUUUGGGGUGGUGGUGGUUCAGUUUCGAAUUUUGUUUCCUGUUUUUGUUCUAUCGAUUGGUCGAUUUGAAAGAGAAGAAGGAAAAAGAUUUCGAGAUCGAUGGUGAAGGAGACGGAAUAUUAUGACAUUUUGGGGGUCAGCCCUACUGCUACCGAAGCUGAGAUCAAGAAAGCAUACUACAUUAAGGCACGACAGGUUCAUCCAGAUAAAAACCCUAAUGACCCUCUAGCUGCACAGAAUUUUCAGGUGUUGGGAGAGGCUUAUCAAGUACUGAGUGAUCCAUCUCAACGACAGGCUUAUGAUGCACAUGGAAAAUCAGGAAUUUCAACAGAUGCAAUCAUUGAUCCUGCAGCAAUUUUUGCUAUGCUUUUCGGAAGUGAACUUUUUGAGGAGUACAUAGGUCAGCUUGCUAUGGCAUCAAUGGAUAUUUUCACUGAGGGUGAAGAAUUUGAUGCUAAAAAGUUACAAGAUAAAAUGAGGGUUGUUCAGAGGGAGAGGGAAGAAAAGCUUGCUGAAACUUUGAAGGACCGGCUCAAUCUUUAUGUACAAGUAAAUAAAGAGGACUUUGUUCGUCAUGCAGAAGCUGAGGUGUCGAGGCUUUCAAAUGCAGCUUAUGGUGUUGAUAUGUUAAAUACAAUUGGAUACAUAUAUGCAAGACAGGCAGCUAAAGAGCUCGGAAAGAAGGCAUUAUAUUUGGGUGUGCCUUUUAUUGCUGAGUGGUUCAGAACCAAAGGCCAUUUUAUCAAAUCCCAAGUAACUGCUGCAACAGGUGCAAUUGCUUUGAUUCAGCUGCAAGAGGACAUGAAAAGGCAGCUCAGUGCCGAAGGAAAUUACACUGAGGAAGAACUUGAAGAGUACAUGCAACCCCACAAGAAGCUAAUGAUUGAUUCUCUCUGGAAGCUUAAUGUAGCUGAUAUUGAAGCCACUCUUACUCGUGUUUGUCAAAUGGUUCUACAAGACAACAACGUAAAGAAAGAAGAGAUUCGUGCUCGCGCAAAGGGUUUGAAGACGCUUGGCAAAAUUUUUCAGAAGGUUAAGCCAGUCAAUGAAACCGAAACCACAGCAAACGCCAACGGUGUCCACAAGUUGGAUGGAAGUGAACCGAGCUACGACUCUCGUUCUUCAACUGCAUCAGUACAAUCUCAAAAUAAAGAAGGGGUGCCUUGUACAGAAUUUGCUUCACAGAGCCCAUAUGUGGAGGCUCCACAGUUUGCUGGUGGUCAAUUCAAUUAUAACUUCCCCAUGCCGACUGCACCACCAGGUGCACAUAGACCCAGGUAGACAGACACGGUGGACGCAGCAAGAAUUUGUGUAGCUUGUAAAUUGUAGUGCUUGUUGUGUAUGUGGCUUAUUUCUUAGGAAAAAGAGGGAGUUUGAGUUUCUUAUGUAUCCCUAGUGUGCUAUAUUUAAAGCCUGGUUUUCUUGCUUAGCAGAGAAAAGCUUCUAUCACAUUGCUUUCAUGAAAGACUGCUUUGUAAUUACUAUAGUAGUUAGUAGUGUGUAAGUUGUGUGGCCUGUGAAUGCAAAAUAUUUUAUAUUGCAUUGGUCUAUUCUUGUUGUAUAACCAAUUUAAAGUCUGUUAUUGACUUAUUCUGCCAA
Molecule: messenger RNA, 2658 nt
Organism: Capsicum annuum
Lineage: Eukaryota; Viridiplantae; Streptophyta; Magnoliopsida; Solanales; Solanaceae
Product: chaperone protein dnaJ 10
Exons: 10
Coding region: 1159-2340 (393 amino acids)
Source: RefSeq, a predicted model, not a curated record